This is a messenger RNA of Spinacia oleracea (spinach), 2435 nucleotides long. RefSeq lists its product as uncharacterized. Lineage: Eukaryota; Viridiplantae; Streptophyta; Magnoliopsida; Caryophyllales; Amaranthaceae. The record is from RefSeq and is a predicted model, not a curated record. The transcript is spliced from 2 exons. Bases 1499 to 1858 code for a protein of 119 amino acids.
CCAUUGAGUUAUGAACAUAUGUAUAUGUUGAGUUUCGCCAUGCGACACAAAAGAUGGUUGAGGAAAUUUAUUUUUAGGGAAAUACUUAGUCUAUGUUAUGAGUAAUUGACGAACAAGGUUAUGGUUGAAAAAGACUAAGAGUAUGGUAAAAACUCGAUGAAUCUUAAGUCGUGAGUCUAAUUAUGUGAUGUGAUUGGGAAUUUAGAAACUAUUUGUGAUGGUAAGUAAGGUAUAAAGUUAUUGCGAACAUUACUAUUGUAUUGCUUUCCAAAUUUUUGUUUGAAUGGUAAAGAUUUCGUGAAGCCGAUUUCAAUGAAGUUAUAACGUUUUAUCAAAUUAUGUUUUCGAAUUGAGUUUGAUAAGCGAAGUUGCUUUUCAAGACAAAACAUAAAAACGAAAACUAAAACUAUUUUGAGCCACCUAUCAAAUGUAAUGUGUGUACUCGGAUUUCCGCUGAUUUUGUUCAAUGAACCUGUCCUGGUGGGGGCAGAGUCAAAAUGUUUUGCAGGUAGCGAGAAUCGAGUUUCAGUUCAGGUUCAAGGUGCGUAGAGUCCUUCGGAUGUCUUAUAUGUUUCAAGGCGGAUUUAUAGAUUCUCCAAGUGUAUUUAAGUCUUUUCCAAUUUGUUAAUGGAUUGUAUUAUUGAUCGAGGGGAAAACUAGGUCGUUGCUAGUCUCUCCUAAUCAAAUAAAAAACCUAAACAAACCACUAAACACAAGUAAAGCGACAAGUAAGGGUCAAAAUCCACAAGGACUAAGGUGCGCUAAUUUAUGCUAAUCGAACAACAAGCUAGGUCGAAACGAGGUUUUGGAAAAUCACUAAUCGAAUAAAACUAAUUAAACUAAACUAAGAAAUCAAAAGUAAACGAGAUUAGGGAAUGGGUCAAACAACAACAAAUCAUGGAAUAGGCAUAAAAUAAUUGAAAAUGGGGAAGAUUCACAAGCACUACAUGAAUAAGCGUCGAAUUCAAAAAUAGCUCCAACUAUCUCCCGACAUGCGAGCAAUUUCCCUAAGCAUCAAGGAUGAACUCCCGUUCUACCCUAUCAUACCUGAGGUAAAUCAAAAUCCCAAUUCAACCAAAUAGUCAAGUUUAGGUCUUUAAUCCCUUUCCAACCCAACUAAACUACUCCAAGCAAUCAUGAAACACUUAAUUGAUCAAGUUAAAUGCAACAUGUAUUGGAAAUGCCUAAACAUGUAAUAAUUUAAGGGGCUUACUAUUUACCGCCCCACAUUACUCAAAACCGCCCUAAUAUUUUACCUAUAUAACCCUCUUUAUUUACCCCUUUAUUUUUAACAUUUACCAUUACCAUUUCUUUUUUUACCGCUUCUUCCCACAUCACUGCCGGAGCACCACCGCCGGAGCACCGCUGCCGGAGCGCCGCCACCGGAGCACCACCGCCGCCACCGGAGCACCACCUCCUGCCGGAGCACCACCGCCGGUGACUGCAGCCUGGAGCACCGCCGCCGGAACCCACUUCCAACACCACGCCGACCACCACAAUGCGAAACAACUUUUACAUGGCCGAGACUACCGGAGGAACUUCAAAUUCACAAGAGGUUCCGUUGCUAGAUUUAGGAAGCGAUGGUAUUAAUUAUAAUCCAAAAUUCGUAACUUCUGAAAUAUUUUCGAGUGAUGAUGCUGCUGUUGAGUGGGCUAGAAACAUUGCUAUUAGCAAUGGUUUUAAGCUUGUGAAGUCCUCAUGGAAACGAGGAGAAUUGUACUUGAGAUGUAACCGCGGUGAAAGAAAUAGAGGCAAAGGAAGAAAUUUGGCACAACAACAUGACUUCUAUUCUGGCACAACAACACUUUUCGCUCUUCCCCAUCCCAAAUCUGUCGGGCGACAUGCCCCCCAAAACUAGGAAUGACGUUACAAUCAACCGGGCCACCCGAGAUAUGAGACCUAACUAUCCAAGACUCGUUUGCCAAUUGCUUAUGUCGUUUACUCAUCCUCGCAGCGCUCGACUCAGAUCUAACAAACUUCCCUCCUUCACCCUUCACAAUCGAAACAACAUCGGGUUCAGAAUCAUCGUCCUUAGCCACAUCAUCCCUAGCCACAUCAUCCCUAUGCACAUUAACAUCCUCAUCCUCCAAAGCCAACUCGGCCUCCAGCUCCUGCUCAAAGCCAUCACCCCCAUCCUCAUCAUCAAACGGACGAGAAGACUGACUUUCAUGCACCGGUUGAAUCACUCGUGCAACCUGCUUCUCUCUCCUAACUGAAGCAUCAAUACAUCGAUCUCGAGUAUGUCGAGCACCAGAGUCAACAUCGCUAGUGAGAUACACGGAGGAAGAUUCCCCAACUUUUUGCUAUAUAUUUGAAAAUCAAUAAUUAAUUACCAUCAAAAUAAUUUAUAACUAUGAGUAUAUUUUUUUUUAGUCUCAUAACAAGUAAUUUUUAUUAGCAUCAAUGGAGCGUAAUAACACUAUCAAUUUUGAAUA